CCGGCCCCUCCGCCCGCCGGGGCGGUGGUAGGCUCCCGCCGUGCCUCCCGGCGCAUAAAGAGAGGCGGCGGGGGGCCGGCCGGGGGCAGCGGCUGGCCGGCGACGGAGCGACCGGCCGUGAUGGAGCAGCCGGUGCAGACGGAGACGUGGAAGGCGCGGAGCCUGGAGGAGCUGGUCCGCAUCCUCCAUCGGAUAUUCGCCGAGGACAAAGUCUGCGUGGAGGAAGUGCAGGCGCUGAUGGAGUCCUACGAGAGCAACCCCGAGGAGUGGCUGCAGUACGCCAAAUUCGACCAGUACAGGUAUACACGAAAUCUUGUGGACAAUGGAAAUGGAAAGUUCAACUUGAUGAUCUUAUGUUGGGGUGAAGGGCAUGGCAGCAGCAUCCAUGAUCACACUGAUUCACACUGCUUUAUGAAGAUCCUCCAGGGAAAUCUAAAGGAGACACUGUUUGAAUGGCCUGAGAAAAAGGGGAAUGGUGAAAUGACUAAGAAAUCUGAACGAGUUUUGAGGGAAAAUCAGUGUGCCUACAUAAAUGACUCCAUUGGCCUGCACCGUGUGGAGAACAUAAGCCACACUGAGACAGCCGUUAGCCUGCAUUUGUACAGCCCACCCUUCGACAGCUGCAACACCUUUGAUCAGAGGACUGGACACAAGCACAAAGUCAAGAUGACCUUCUACAGCCAGUUUGGAGAAAGGACUCUCUGCGCGACAGCGGUGCCACAGGAAAACAACUGAGAAGCACCAGCACAUGUUUGCAUAAGACCUGCUGAAUGUUUAACCAGGGACAGAAGACUUGCAUGGCUAAGGCCGACAGCCAGCUAUAUUUCUAUACCUUGUACAUAGGAGUAUACUAGGGCAGCUUCCAGGCCACCCGCAGUUCCCUUGAGUGAAUGCCGAUUAUGGGACAUUAAGCUAACUAGUGCCAUAAACUACUUCAGAGGUUAGAUGCCUUUUCUUAGGCUUCUGUCAGAAUUAAGUAGUUUGUUGCCUGAUUCUAGCCUCCUUUCAAUUCUACUUCUGAUACCACACUGAGAAAUCAGAAAUAGGGUUUUUAAACAUCUUCUGACACUACUUAAUAGUCAUUAGUCAUGUGUGGAUGUAUGCUCUAAAUGUAAUUAGUAACCAUAUAAACUUCUAAGCUUCCAGUCACUUGUACCUAUGGGUAGCACACUAGAUACAACUAACAGCAGCUUUUUUUUUUUUUUUUUUUUAAUUAAGACUUUUAGGUUUUAGUGCUCUAGGCUGUUUUGAUAGUUUUGUUUAUUUUUUACUUUUUGUUUUUUACAAUUUCAUUUGUCAGAUCUUGUUUUAAAUAAGAACAGCAAAAUGCUUCAUGCACAAUGAUUUUCAAAACUGAUUGGACAGCAAUUUGGGUUUUUAAUAAGACUAAUCAUACUUAAUUCAGCUAAUGUCCAAUUUCCAAAGUAUUCUGUAUAGCUACUGAGGAAGGUUACUGAAAUAAAACUGGAUCUGUGCACACA
Molecule: messenger RNA, 1481 nt
Organism: Tyto alba (common barn owl)
Lineage: Eukaryota; Metazoa; Chordata; Aves; Strigiformes; Tytonidae
Gene: CDO1
Product: cysteine dioxygenase type 1
Exons: 5
Coding region: 121-735 (204 amino acids)
Biological process (GO): L-cysteine catabolic process
Molecular function (GO): ferrous iron binding; cysteine dioxygenase activity
Source: RefSeq, a predicted model, not a curated record